Messenger RNA from Ylistrum balloti, 1209 nucleotides. RefSeq lists its product as uncharacterized. The coding region runs from base 1 to 1209 and encodes 402 amino acids. Gene Ontology annotation, molecular function: protein binding. Lineage: Eukaryota; Metazoa; Mollusca; Bivalvia; Pectinida; Pectinidae. The transcript is spliced from 10 exons. The record is from RefSeq and is a predicted model, not a curated record.
AUGGUGUUGACUGCAUUGUUGAUGCUGUUGGUAUAUCAGAGUGUCACAGAAGGUUUUAACAUUGUCUUGCAGGCCAAUGUUGGUAGAUGUUUACACGUUGGGGAUACACUUGAACUUCACUGCAGUAUCAGCAACUGGGAAGAAACCCAUGACCCUGACUUGAAUCAACUACAGAUAAUACACAAAAAUGGAGGAAAAGUCAACACCUCCGUUGUCGAUAACCGAACUGUUCUAGGGACAGUGUCAAAUGUGAAAGCGGUUGGCAAAUUGAUAUUCGAAUGUCGAAACAAAUCAGACUUCAAUGAGUAUAAUUAUCUUUCCUUCGAAGUAACAGAGCCUGAUCCAAUGCCCGAGGACAUCAUGUGUAUUGCUAAUGGUGCGGUGAACAAAGUCGUUUGCUCCUGGGAGAGUCGAGACAGAUGUACCACUUGGCGCCUGUUUUAUUCAGUUAAUGGCGAACCUGAAACCGAAUGUGAGCUUCCGGUACAAAAUAUAUCAAAGCACUGUGCAAGUGGAAGCAUUAAUUCUAACUUGAAGUUAAGAAAUAGUUGCCACAAAGAAGAACCCUUGCAGUUGGAAUGUAUUUUGAAGAUCUCAAAUGUUCAUCAAACGUUCCGACUUGAAAGAAAAUCAUCUUUUGGACUUCGCAGAGAAACAGAAAUAAAGAAGAUAUUUAAUGAUAGCAUAGUCAAACUUGAUCCAAUAGAGAACCUGCAGACUUUCACUAAUAAUGUCAGAAGUUAUGAAGUAACAAGGAUACUAUUUAGAGAGCUUCAUCCAUUUACUGAGUAUAACAUAACAGUUACCUGUAAGGUCAGUGGAAGUCCUUACUGGGGAGAUGCAGUCCAACGUUCGUUCAUAACGGAUGAAGAUGUUCCUCUAACUGGACCUCAUACAACACAUCACUCAUAUCUGUUGGCAAAGUGCAAAUCGUAUAAUGCUGAUUCCUGCUUGACCAUCCAUACCAAGCAGAUAGACGUGUUGGAAGCUCGUGGUAUCAUAUGCGGAUUUAAAGUGGAGAUGCGAGGUAGUCACAGGUCUGAUCUAAAGCAGGAAUUUGAGUUCACAAACGAAUCCACCACAUUGGAAAUUGGACCUUUAAAACGAGGAAUUACUCCACCAUACCAUGUAUCUAUAUGGUCUAAAACUUCCAAAGGACUGUCUAUUAAUUCCACAGACAUUCUCAUAUAUCCGAGAGAAGCAACCUAG